CGUGUUAAAGGGCCAGUUCACCCUAAAACAGCCACGUCUCUGUCGCAGCUAUGACAUCUUUUUUAAAUAUUAAAAGAAAAAUUAAAUUAAGGCGUGGCCCCUGCAGCAGCUUUUGAGCAAACACUGAGCUUUUAAAGCAGCUGGAAGCCUGAAAACCAUCACAUAAUUACAGCACCCGCUCAGACUCACGCGCACAGCCAUUUUUUUUAUUUUUUUAUUUUUUUACCGCAGUGCAUCUGCAGCAUCCUGAGAAGCGAGCAUCAGAGGUGCCACCGUGGCGUCAAACUGAGCUCAGCAAGUCUCAAUCAGUGUUUUUCUUUUUUUCUCUCUCGCGCUGUCCGGCUUUUAUGUCUGCGUGUUCGCUCGCGCAGUUUCCUCUGCAAUGCCAGCGCGAGCGAAACAUCGCUUCCACGAGCACGGGGUCAUUAUCAGAUAGGUGAAAUUCCAAGUCUUUCCACAUUCGGCUGGCAUCGCAGGAGAGGACGCGGCUCCGGGGGAAGGAGGCCUGAAAUUCAGGACAGGAGGCUCCAAUUUCUCUGAUCCGGUUCUGGAGAAUUCCUCCUCAGACCUGCAGACUGGUCUGUUUUAAUUACUGGUAGCGUGCAAGAAGUAGCUAUUUAUUCUUCUCAUAGAGCAUGCAAAUGAAUUAAAUAUGCACUGGCAUGUAAAUGUUGUUUUAAUCAGUAGCAUGUUACCCAUCAAGACGCAUUAAUUGUGAAUCUGUUAUUUACCAACAUCAGAGCUGAGCCUGUAUUGAUUGACUGUGGAUGUUUUCAUAAUCGGAGCUCAGGGACAAAGAUAAUCACAUCUCAGGGUGUGGAUGUGGCGGUCACUGUGAGGCAGCAAUAUCUGGAUUGUUCCAUUAGCUACUUGAUUGUUAAUAGCUGAUUUAUUGGCUGCAUUGUGGAAGGAAUUUAGAGAACCAUUUAUAAUUGCAGCAAUAAUUUGUGGCAAUAAAUUGUGUAAGCAACCAGAAGCCGUUGCUGGGAUUGAGCCAAAGACCUGAAACACUUUUGGGAGGCCUGUAAACAAACUACAUGUUUGCACUUUACAAAGUGUGUUUAGCUGCUGGACACCUUCCUGGAGACAUUCGCCUGCACUUUACUGAACCAAAACACAAGCUUUGUUCCUCCAAUCUGAAAGUAAAGCUUUGCAAACUCGGCUGAGCUGCUGGGAACCUGGAGGUGCUCGGUUUAUGAGUGUCGUGAAGCUCCAGCAACAUGGCACCUGUGCACCUGCUGCUCCUCUCCCUGCUCUGCGCCCUGUUCGCGUGCCGGUGCGAUGGCGCCUGUGCUGAGGUGGACUCUGACACGGAGGCCGUGGCAGGAAAAGGCUUCAAACUGGGCUGCAUCUCCUGCAAGAGGAGGAGUGAGGUGGAGGGAACCGCCACGGUUGAGUGGUACUUCAGACCUAAAGGGGAGCCUGACUUCGUUCAUAUCUACUCCUACAACGAAAACGGCCCGACCAUCGAGCACGAAGUCUUCACGGACCGCAUCGGUGGGAGGGAAGCAAAAAGGAGCAACGACAUCCAAGCCUCCAUCUAUCUGCUCAAUGUCACCUUCAACGACUCGGGCACCUACCGCUGCUUCUUCCACCGCAUCCUCACCUACGAGUAUUACGAGUACAACACCGUCAUCGACAAGGUGGUCCACCUCACCGUGGUGAGCUCAGCCACCAGAGGAACGGCCUCCAUCGUCUCGGAGGUCAUGAUGUACGUGUCCAUCAUCGGCCUGCAGGUCUGGCUCCUCAUAGAGAUGAUUUACUGCUACAGGAAGAUCGCGGCGGCCGGGGAGGAGGCGCUACGGGAGGCGGCAAAUGCUGAAUAUUUAGCGAUAGCUUCGGAGAGUAAAGACAACUGUGCAGGCGUGCAGGUGGGAGAAUAGCACAGGCUUCCUUGUUGGACUGAAACUAUCUUUCCAGCUGCUGACCUGCAUGACAACAACCUAGACGAAGAACUCCCCAUCAUCUUCACCUUCUCAUCCACAGACACCACCGGCAGAUAUGACACACACAGAGUGCAUGGAACCAGCACUGUAAAUAGUUUCCUGCUUGUAAAAGCAUGUUCUGCACUUAUACUAAGAAAGCAUUAUGCAUCAAUGAGCCACAAUGUUAAAGCAUAUACAGGAACAUCAGUGGAUGUAGUCAGAGGUCUGUUGGUCUCCAUGAGUUUGACUGUAAAGAAAACUUUUUACUAAAUCUUCACCACCUGAUGUGUAAAUUCAACAUGAACUCAACGGCUGUGAUUUAUAAAGCAGAACAAUGAUGGAUUCUGAUAGACUGUAUUUCAGUUUAAACUGCUAGUUGUACAUUCAGUGGAAUUUAAAAGAUAUGCUAA
Messenger RNA from Melanotaenia boesemani (Boeseman's rainbowfish), 2335 nucleotides. RefSeq names its product sodium channel subunit beta-1-like. Gene Ontology annotation, molecular function: sodium channel regulator activity. Gene Ontology annotation, cellular component: voltage-gated sodium channel complex. Gene Ontology annotation, biological process: sodium ion transport; regulation of heart rate by cardiac conduction; cardiac muscle cell action potential involved in contraction. The record is from RefSeq and is a predicted model, not a curated record. NCBI's taxonomy places the organism in Eukaryota, Metazoa, Chordata, Actinopteri, Atheriniformes, Melanotaeniidae.